UGUAAAGUAAACUUCUACAGUUACAGGUACGAUGGGUGGAAUCCAGAAGUGUUGAUCUGGUCAGCCGCGCAUGUGAUGGAUCUGUUUAACGCUCCUGUUCAAAGACGAAUUUACUUUUCAUUGCCACUUUCUCUUUUUAACCUGUUUGGACUCCAUUCGGAACUUUUUAAACUAAAUACUUUAAGGAAUGACUGAUGCGGACUGAGUUUGAUUCGGGUUGUGUGCGGUCUUUUAGUAAAGUACAACUUUAAACAAACUUUAUGUUUCUUGUCUUGGAUACAGUGUUGAUUUAAAGGGAAUAAUCAUGCCUGAUCAAGUGACAGUCACGGAGUUUAUGGACAUUACCAAUGAGGACUAUAAAGCGCCAACAACAUCAGUGUUCUUCUCACGCAUGACCCACUGUAGGAAUACAGUUGCCACUUUGGAAGAGGCGUUGGAUCUGGACCGCAGUGUAUUGCACAAAAUGAAGAAGUCAGUCAAAGCCAUAAACAGCUCUGGUCUGACUCACGUAGAGAAUGAGGAGCAGUACAUCCAGGCACUGGAGAGGUUUACAGAUAACUCUGUGUACAAGGACGAUCCUGAUAUGCCCGAUCACUUCCUCAAAUUUGCUGGUUUCACCAAGGAGCUCACUGGUCUCUUUAAGAACUUGCUGCAGAACAUGAAUAACAUCAUCACUUUCCCACUAGACAGCCUGCUGAAGGGAGACCUCAAAGGAGUAAAAGGGGAUUUGAAAAAGCCUUUUGAUAAAGCAUGGAAGGAUUACGAAACUAAACUGAACAAGAUUGAGAAAGAAAAACGGGAACAUGCCAAACAGCACGGUCUGAUCAGAACAGAGAUCAGCGGAGGAGAGAUCGCGGAAGAGAUGGAGAAAGAGAGACGCCUCUUUCAGCUUCAGAUGUGUGAAUAUCUCAUUAAAGUGAAUGAAAUUAAAGUCAAGAAGGGGGUUGACCUGCUCCAAAACCUCAUCAAAUACUUUCAUGCUCAGUGCAAUUUCUUUCAGGAUGGGUUAAAAAUUGUGGACUCUCUAAAACCUUCCAUGGAAAAACUUGCCACGGACUUGACCGCAAACAAGCAGACACAAGAUGCAGAAAGGAAACAGCUGAUGCAGCUGAGAGAUAUUCUCAAAUCUGCCCUGCAGUCAGAGUGUAAGGAGGACCCUCAGUCAAAACAGAAUGCUGGCUAUAGUCUUCACCAACUGCAGGGCAAUAAAGCUCACGGCACUGAGCGCUCUGGGAUGCUUCUCAAACGGAGCGAGGGACUGAGGAAGGUUUGGCAGAAAAGGAAGUGCUCUGUGAAAAAUGGAUUAUUGACUAUUUCUCAUGGAACGGCCAACACACCACCAGCAAACCUGAACCUCUUAACCUGCCAAGUGAAGCGUAACCCUGAUGAGAAAAAAUGCUUUGAUCUUAUAUCACAUGACAGAACGUAUCACUUCCAGACAGAGGACGAGGCAGAGUGUCAAAUAUGGGUGUCUGUGCUCCAGAAUAGUAAAGAGGAGGCCCUGAACAACGCCUUUAAGGAUGAUCAGAACGAGGGCGAGAACAACAUUGUACGGGAGCUGACUAAGGCCAUUGUGGGAGAAGUGAAGAAGAUGAGCGGCAAUGAUGUGUGCUGUGACUGUGGAGCUUCCAAUCCAACAUGGCUCUCCACAAACCUGGGUGUGUUGAUUUGCAUCGAAUGCUCUGGAAUCCAUCGGGAAAUGGGGGUCCACUACUCCAGAAUACAGUCUCUUACACUGGAUGUCUUGGGCACGUCUGAACUCUUGCUUGCUAACAGCAUAGGCAAUGCUGGAUUCAAUGAAAUCAUGGAGGCAAACUUGUCAGCAGAGGAGAUCCCCAAACCCAACCCUUCUAGUGACAUGCAGGUGCGAAAAGACUUCAUCACAGCCAAAUACACAGAGAAGCGUUUCGCUCAGCGGAAGUAUGCAGAUAAUGCAGCCCGGCUGCACGCACUGUAUGACGCGGUAAAGUCCCGAGACAUCUUCUCAUUGAUCCAGGUAUACGCUGAAGGAUUGGACCUGAUGGAGACCAUUCAUCAGACUAACCAACAUGAACCAGGUGAGACAGCGCUACAUCUAGCAGUACGAAUGGUGGACCGGAACUCACUCCAUAUUGUGGACUUCCUUGUACAGAACAGUGGGAAUUUAGACAAGCAGACUGCCAAAGGAAACACCGCACUGCACUACUGCUGCUUGACUGACAAUAGUGAAUGUAUGAAGCUGCUGCUGCGGGGAAAAGCAUCUGUCAUCAUUACUAAUGAUGCAGGAGAGACUCCUCUGGAUCUGGCGCAGCGUCUCAGAUACUCAAAAUGCGAGGAGCUGCUGACUCAGGCGCAAACAGGGAAGUUUAAUGUCCAUGUGCAUGUGGAAUAUGACUGGCGUCUGCAUAAUGAUGACCUGGAUGAGAGCGAGGAUGAGAUGGAGGACAAGCCUAUUCCCAUCAGGCGUGAGGAGCGUCCAAUAAGCUGUAUUGUUCCAGGCAGUGGCCCCAUGAUGCCCAACAUGAGCGCUCUGGCACGGGACGUGGCUAACGUGGUCAAUAAUAAGCAGAGGGCUUUUAUUCCUAGCAUGAUCUGCAAUGAGACUUACGGCACCAUGCUUGAUAUUAGCCCACCACCAUUGGGUUUACCUGGUAUUCCUCUUCUACCCCCUCGUACCUUAGGAAGAGGGUGGAGUCCUCCUAUGGAGAUGGCUGGGAGGCAGAGAUCAUGUUCAGACCCUUCAAACCCUCAGACUCCAGAAAGGAACAACUCAGUAUAUGUUCUCCCCCCUGCUCCGCCUCCUCCUCCAGCUGCCAAGAGACCACCGCCUCCAGAUCCAAAGGCAACUCUUCCCCAAGUUCCUCCGAUUCCACCUGCACCCACCGCACCCCCAGCUAUACCGCCCGUUCCAGUUAGACCAGCGUCCAUAGUGCCACCUGCACCAGUGUUGCCCAAUUCAUUUUUAAAUAAACCCCCACCUCCACCUGUACCCACACUGCCAAAAGCCCCUGCACCCAAGCCAUUGAAAUCCCCUUCUAGGGAUACUGUUGGUCCAUUUAGCAAAGAUGUAAAUGUAAAUAAAGCUUCACCCAGUGUCCCCCGACCAAGUGACAAAACAGACUCUGGGCCGCCAUCUGCCUCUGCACCAGCUCCUGUUCCUGUUCCUGCCCCCAAACCCAGAACGGCCCCACCUAAACAGAGACCUAAGAGGGUAAAGGCCAUAUAUAACUGCAAGGCUGAUAACGCAGAUGAACUGACCUUCUCAGAAGGAGAGGUGAUAAUAGUAGAUGGAGAGGAGGACAAGGAGUGGUGGGUGGGCCACAUUGAUGGGGAGCCGACCAGGAAGGGCGUUUUUCCUGUCUCGUUUGUUCACUUCAUCACUGACUGAUGUCAUACACUGCUGUCUUACGAAGAUCACACGUUCAGACUUUUUGUAACAGAAACCUGAGACCACUUAUUAUUUAACAAUGGAUUCGCCAAUUGGCCAUGUUUAUGGCUGAACGGUGGUGUACGGGACAUUUACAAACAUAAGACCUCAGGAAAUGUUUUAUUUUUUUUUAUCAUUUAUUCUGAUUACAAGUGCAAUUACCUCUAACUUUAAUGCAGAAAUCUUGUAUGUACUGCGAUGAGUGCUAUGCAUAAUACGGGGACCGUUUGUUUUUAUAAAGCGUAAUAGGUUUGGAUCCUUAAUCUCAUCUUUAUAGAGCUUUUUGUCUAUAUCAGAUAUCAGUUGCAGAGCAACUCUUAUUUUGCAUAAGGUGACAUGUUAAACCAUGUAGCUUGUAUACAAGUUAUGUUCCCAAACAAGUCAUUAAACCUUUUACUCUGUGCAUUUAAAA
Messenger RNA from Megalobrama amblycephala (Wuchang bream), 3818 nucleotides. It is a transcript of the gene asap2b, whose product is annotated as ArfGAP with SH3 domain, ankyrin repeat and PH domain 2b. The record is from RefSeq and is a predicted model, not a curated record. The transcript is spliced from 28 exons. NCBI's taxonomy places the organism in Eukaryota, Metazoa, Chordata, Actinopteri, Cypriniformes, Xenocyprididae. Gene Ontology annotation, molecular function: protein binding; GTPase activator activity. Gene Ontology annotation, cellular component: cytoplasm. The coding region runs from base 305 to 3367 and encodes 1020 amino acids. Gene Ontology annotation, biological process: positive regulation of GTPase activity.